Melanotaenia boesemani (Boeseman's rainbowfish) is the source of this 2365-nucleotide messenger RNA. RefSeq lists its product as uncharacterized. The coding region runs from base 99 to 1718 and encodes 539 amino acids. The transcript is spliced from 4 exons. Lineage: Eukaryota; Metazoa; Chordata; Actinopteri; Atheriniformes; Melanotaeniidae. The record is from RefSeq and is a predicted model, not a curated record.
CCUAAUCAAUUUCCGGUUAGUGUUUAUUUCGUUUUAGCGCGCGUUGCCGUUUACUAGAAGGCUAACUUUCUAGUUCAGUCUGCUAUAAAGUACUGAAAAUGUCAAACACCAGGCUACAGAACUUCCGUAGCUUUUUAACAGAACAUUUUACCACAUUUGCAGUGGACGUUUUUAGUGAAGUUGAAAGUAUCGUUGAGGCAUAUUACGAAGAAAACAAACGGCUGAAGAGCAUUCUGCACAUGGUGCUCAAUCCCCGGAUAAAGUUAUCCAAGAUAGAUAUCAAUCACUACAUUGAAGCAAACACAGGUAUCAGUGAGCAGCCUACGGAGCCAAAUGGGUCAGACAGUGAAAUAUCAGAUCAUCUCCCUACAGAACCUAAAGAGGAGCAGAUUGAAUGCAGCAUAACUUGUGAAUCAAACCAACAAGAAUGGCCAGUGGAAAAGGAGAACAUUCAAAUGCAAGUCUGUGUGAAAGAAGAUCCAGAGGAAGAGAAAACAAGCAUGCCCUGCAUUGCUUCCUCGUAUUGCAUUCAAGAGUAUAACCCAGACUCCUCCGGCACUGUCUCAGUUGAGGAAGAGAGAGAUGAACACAGUGAUUCUUUCUCUGUGGUAUCAGAAGAAGAUGCACCAUAUUCACCACUAUCUGAGGGCAAGGAAAGCAUGAGCAACAGCGUGGACCUCCAAGACAGUCAUGAAACUUCAAAUACCAAAAACCCAAAGUCCUCCCAUCAAAAAACCAUGCUGCAGAUACCCAGGAUGAUGGUCCUUGGAUCUUUAGAUGUUAACCCACACGACCAACAGUCCUUUUUACAAAGACUUCACGAAGCCUUUAAGGAUUUUCCUGAGGAUGAGAAACCUUUGAUUACCAAAAUGGGCCUCACAACGGACGUGGAAUGGGUGGAGUGUGCUGUUGGUCUAGUCCCUAAAGGUUCCCCCCUGUCCUAUCAGUUACCCUUGCCAUCAAGUAAGGAUUUCAAACCUCAUGAUGAUGCUCCUCUGCAACCACUGCUUCCCUUGAGUUAUUGCACCCUGGAGCCAGCAUCUACCACUCCUACCCUCACAGCAGAGGAGCAGGUAUAUGUAAAUGACAUGCAUGUCACCUGGGAAGAAGCACAAUAUCUGCAGAGCUCCACCCGUGGAUGCAAGGAGUCUGCGGAGAAGCUGCAAAAGAUGCGCAUAACCAGCCGUUUUAGAGAAAUCUGCAAACUGAAACCAGGGCAGAGCCAUGCAGAACAGCUGGUGUUAAAAAUUCUGAGAGGCCCCCCCAGGUGCAAGACAACACAGAUAGAUCAGGAAAUGAAGCCUGGAGCUGUUCGGGAAUACUGCAAACAUUUGUGUGUCAACUGGUCCCCCUGUGGUUUGGUUGUCCAUCCAAAUGCUCCAUGGCUGGCAGCAAUACCUGAUGGGUUGGUGUACGACCCUAAAGAGCAGAGCAGUCAUGGACUGCUGCAUAUCAAAUGCGCCCAUCUCCAAAGCUUCGUGGAAUGUAGUUUUCUGAUCUGCAGAGAUGGAGUCUUACAGCUGAAGAGGUCCCAUGCAUACUAUUGGCACAUCCAAGGAGAGAUGAUGAUUACGGGCAUGUCAUGGUGUGAUCUCUUGGUCCACUCCAGAGGAGACAUAUUGGUUCAACGGAUCUACCGCGAUGAGGCCACCAUCAGACUAAUGAAUAAGAAGUUGGAGGAGUUUUUCUUCUCCUACUACCUGCCGAGUCUGGUUUAACUGAGAGCUUGAGUGUUGGUGUGAUCACGCACUGCCGUAUAGAUAUUGUCACUGCAGCAAAAGUUUGAUCAGGUGAAGUAGUUUUCCUGAUUGAACAGUCGAGUAAUGCAGCUAACUACACAAAAGACACAACAUUUCCUCUGACUUAUUCAGCGUCUCGUCUGUUAAUAAGUGGGAAGCAUUAAUUGCUUGAAAGCGCUGACUUUGCCUAAAAAAGAGUAAACUAUAAAUUGAUGUUUAAAAACCAAAAAUUGGCACACAGCUCAAAGUUACACCCCAAACCACAUACAUGUAGGUUAAAACUAAGAGAGCUGAAAACAGUGAUGUUAUGAACUAAGAUUCCUUUCUAACUGUUAGUGCAAUUCAGGGACUGAACACUGGAGAGGAGACUGGCAGUGGUGCUUAACAUGGAUAAAAAGCAUGAUUUCUCCUCAGGUUUUCAGUUCCAGCAACGUAAAACCAAGUUUUCUUGUAAAUGUGCUUAAUGUUUUUUGAAUCUUUGACAGUUUUUAAAGAAUUUUUUUGUAGCAAAUAUAUUAUUUUUGAGUGGAAUUUCAACAUGUUGCUAAGUGAAAAAUUCCCCCUUUUGUUCACUGUUCACUUUGUUUUUGGAUACUUUUUCUUGUUUUUCUGUUUGAGCUGAAAUA